AUGCCUAUUUCCCGCUCUUUUAUCUUAGAUGAUUCAUUACCUGACGAAGGGGACAGUGCAGCUCAAGUACACAUCAAUUCCCAAUACAAAGUUCGUGUAUCCUCGCUCUCCCUGACUUUAAACAAAGCCAAAUAUCCCCUAGCAAAGAUCAAGAUUGCAGGACUAACAUCUCUGGUUAAUAUGAGGGAGAAUAAUAUAAGUGUGAAAGGAAAGCUAAUGAAGAUUAAUUUGACGGAUAUGUCACCUCAUGGCAAAAUGUACCGAGAAAAGUUAGUACAGUAUACAUAUUGCAUCCAAAAUUACUAAGUCAUGCAGUGGUCGACAUUUACGCCAUUCCGUAUAUAUACUAACAGGGGUCAUUAAAGUGGGGACCGCUGGGUCCGACGAUCGCAGGCAUAUUUCAGAAACAACAGCUUGCAGGCACAUUUUGUAAAACAUUUGAAACCAGAAAUUCUAAAAUAAAUUUUAUAACUCUUAUUUUAUUAUGUAUUUUACUAUCUGUUACUAUUUGACUGUAGUUAAUGUUUAUUGGGUAACAACCCCUGUAUAUAGUAAAAUGGCUGACGGAAUAGUAAAAUUCAUCAUCUCAGUAUUCAGUUUGUAUAGUAGAAACACUUCUGGUCGGUGUCAAUUGACCAUUUGCGUAAUAGACUAAAUUUUGAUCUCAACAAAAGUUUCAUUACAGCUUGAAAGAGCAUCACAAAAUUAGUAAUAUUCCAAAGUUUCGUUGCAAAAUGUUGUAAAAUGCGGAAAAUAUAGCCUUGCGAAAUUUGCAAUUUUCAGUCAUUUUAGAUUACAAACCGGAUUGUGAUGCUCUUUCAAGCUGUAAUGAAAUUUUUGUUGAGAUCAAAAUUUAGUCUAUUACGCAAAUGGUCAAUUUAUAAUACAUAGAUUCUUGUUGCAUAAAUAAAGUGAACAGUUUAGAACUGUUAGAGAUAUCAAUCUAAGUGCUGAUUCCAAAUCCAUUUCAAAUUAAAUCUUUUCUGUCUUUCAGGUUUACAACAUGUGGAGAGGAGGCUCUGGAUUUCGAUUAUUUCAGGUAAAACCGUAAUUGUUGCAUCUCUGUCGUGCAGUGGAUGCUGGUUAACCAACAAUUGUCAGAAAAAGAGAAAAUAACAAAACUAAAGAUGGGGACUGCAAGUUGUUGUGUUGACAAACAAGAACACGUCAUAGAUAUCUUAUAUACACUAAGUAAAAUUGAAGCCAAGAAUAUUCCAGCGGUUACCCCCAUUUGAAUAGAUGGCGGUCAUGUUGGAGUUUCCCACUCGCUAAUAAACGCUUAAAAAACAACAAUAACUUUCAUCAUUUGAAUAGUUUAAAAACGUAUUUGGAAUAGGUUUAACUUAAUGUUUAAGUUCCCUGUUUAAGAAAUGGAAAACAUACGAAUCUUCUCAUUUCGUGGGAAUAUCCCGAGUCUGCAAUCACGGCUUCAAUUUUUGAAUUGCAGAAUAAUUAGAUGCACUAUCUAGUGUAUAUAAGAUAUCUAUGGCACACACGGCACAAACGCGGAUAAAAUAAUGACCUGGCUGUUUUAGAAUCACGUUUUGAUAAAAUCCUUUUCACUAUAAACGUAAAGUGAACUACAACGUUUCUGAACUUUUUCAUUUCAUCUUCAGAUAUGGUGACCCUGACCCAGAAUUACGUAAUGACUACGACAUGAAUAUUAAACUGCGCAUGUCCGCUGUGCAAUAUGUUCACACGAAGAGAUUUCAAUCCGAACUCAUGGCAUUCGGCAAUCAUUUCGCACAAAUACAAGAAUCCUUGAGGAGGAUGAGAACUGUCGCGGCAGGCAAUGAGGUAAAGAAGUCGAGGGGGGUGUUGUUGUUGCACGCACUGAGUUCGUGUACAUGAGAACUCACCAUCAAGUAUUGUCGGCUUAAUAGCUCAACAGGUAGAGCAGUGGACUAGAUUCAUGACGGUUAAGAGUUCAAAUCUCGUGUACUUAUAAAGUGUUAAUCUAUAAGAAUUACUCACUACCAAUCUCUGUAGACUUGAUAGCUUAAAUCAUUGUUGAAAAUUGAAAAUUUUCAACUUCAAAUUUUUUUCCCGACGGAAAAUUUGUAUCGGCCAAUCACAUUUUACAAAAUGUUUUUGAAAUGGGCCUUACGAAUUACUCACCACCAAUCUCUGUAGGCUUGAUAGCUCAACAGAUAGAGCUGUGGACUAGAUUCCUUAAGCUUACAUUUUAGACAAAAGUGAUAGUUCUGAACACCACAGUGAUCAACACCGUCAAUCACUGUGGUGUUGAUAAAAUUAACCUUACUGAUAUAUUUUCGCAGUCUCUUUAUAUUUUAAAACGUCACUUGUAUAUAUUUUAUUACAGGUAGCCGAAGCGUCAACUCGUGCUACACGAGUAUCUCUUGACAUAAGUGCCGGUACACCCUUGAUGAUCUUCCCUAAGUCAUCAACGUCAGAAGAUCUACUGGUCGCAAACCUCGGUCACAUGACCCUAAAGAAUCAAUUUCUGUUCGUCGGUGAAGAGGGUACGAUUCUCCGGGGUCUCAGUUCCGAGGAAGAGGAUGAUGAACUUGAAAUAAUAAAUGGUGGGUGUGCAGGUUUGUUUGUUUGUUUGUUUGUUUGUUUGUUUGCUUGCUUGCUUGCUUGCUUGCUUGCUUGCUUGCUUGCUUGCUUGUUUGUUUGUUUGUUUGUUUGUUUGUUUGUUUGUUUGUUUGUUUGUUUGUUUGUUUGUUUGUUUGUUUGUUUGUUUGUUUGUUUGUUUGUUUUGAAAGUUAUCUUGAAACAUGGUGGUAAGACAACCUGGUAUUUUUAUUUCUUGCAAAAAUUUAGGUAGGGUUGCUCGAGUUAUUUUUUUUUGGUAAAUUUUUUUCGUAAAUGAUCAUGAUUGAGAAUGAUAUUCUACGUCGUUUACGGCAGCACAGAUGCCACAAACAUUUGUUAUAUCACAAACUGUUUUUCCUGAUAUAGCUAGUACGAACCGGGUGCGAGAAAUUGGCCCGAACCCUUUGCAAACUUCAGAUAAGAAGAUAAGAUAAUACUGAUGGAGAUAAAUUUUCAAGUAAAUUCUCUUUAGACAAAAGCAGUGUUUCUGGAGCGGACGAACAACCAUGUCUGCUUGAUCACAUGGACGUUGAACUGGUGGACAUUGACUUAUUCUCGGCUGUAUCAUUUUUGCAAGAGGGAGAUACGUUCUCGUAUAAACGACAGGUAGAGAUUAUUCAUUGUACAAAGGUCGGAUAGCACUGUCCACCUGAUUGUGAUUUUUCAACCAUUGUAAAUACACUUGUAGCUCUCAAUUUAUAAAAAGAAGCUUUAAUUUAUAAAUACUAAAGUUUAGUCUCGGUUAUAGCAAAAUAACGGGGAAUUUUGGAAAGCUUGACAAAAAUCACUAACUGAUGGAUAGCGCUAUCUGGUCUUGCUGCAACCGGAGCGCUAUCUGGUCUUGCUGCAACUCGAAAAUUGUAUGCUACUGUCUUAAUACCGUACUUCUUGAGAUAAUCAGUUGUCUUAUGUUUGACAGGGAAACAAGCUAUUUAAAGAGACCUGCAAGCUGGAUUUAAUGAUUGAACGAAAUUUAGACUGGGCAAGAACCAGAGCUGGUACAGUAUGAUUUUAGUUGUAUUUACUUGUGUAGGUUAUCAGUAAUGCUAAGUUUCCGUUGUUCUUCUCUAUGCUUCCAUAAAUCAGAACAAUAGCAACUAGAGGCCAGUAUGCUGUUUGACAAAAGUGUCAGUAGGGUGGAAAAGGCCCAUGGUCAAAUGUCCUUGUGACUUACUUCCAUAGAGCUUAAAACGAUCGCUUUCAUUAACUGGCUUGAUAUGAAUUCAAAAAGGCCAUUUUCUGGCGAAUUCAGACAGUGGUUUUUUCUGCUGUCCAUAGUGCCCACUAUAAUUUUUGCCACCUAAAAUCGUAGACUUUUUAGCGUAACGUAACCUCAAUAUCCUUUUUCAGUUCCAGACAUGAGUAUCUGGGGUGCUCUCUCCUCCAUGCACGUUAACCUUGAUUACUCUCAGUAUGGGUUGAUUCUUGGAUUUCUGAACCAAAAUCUCGGGGAACCCUUGGAGGCAUUUGAACGACCAUCAUCCUUUGUAGCUGACCCUUUGGAAGAAAAGACGGUUAGUAUUACAGUUGUUUGUUUAAAAUUGUCUAAGUACAAGAGGUGUGCAUCGGAUUGGAUUGGACGUUUAUAAUCCGACAAUUGGCUAAUGUUUAAAAUCCGAUCCGAAAUUAUCUAAUCCGAUUCGAUCCGAGUUUUGAUAAUGAAUUCCGAUCCGAAGAAUCCUUUAAUAAAAUAAAUUUUUCAUUCAAGUGGAAAUAUUUAACCAAAUAAAUAUAAAAGCAAGAAAUACAUGUCAAGAAGCUGACAAAGUGACGUCCAAUUGAAUUAUCAAACGAAUAAUGCAGCGACAACCGCGUUGUCGUGGUUAAUUAAUUCAUUUUAUUUCGAAUAUCGAAGUCCGAUCCGACUACGAAACAACUUUAUCAACCCGAUCCAAUCCGAAAUGAAUAUAUUUGUUCCGAAAUCCGAACGAAUCCGAUCGGAUCGGAUUUGCACACCUCUACUAAGUACACCUUAAGUCUUAGUUUCUACCAGUUCAAGUACGCCUCAGUAAUUAUUGGAGUGCCAGUUAGGUACAGCUGAAAUUGGUGAAUCAUCGCACCCUGAUUAGUUUAUUUGUUAGAACAAUAAGGACAGUUUUAGAAAUGUAUAGGUUUUGCAUAUAGUAUAAAUGAAUUUAAUUCUUACUUUUUUGGCUUUUUAUCUAAUAUGUUGUUGUGUGCGUUUCUUCAUUUCUAGUCAACUGAAACCAAUUUAUGGACGACAAUUAAGAUGAUAAUUGAUCUUGUCAAUGUGAAAGUCGAGCUUCUUCCUUCCACCUCGCUCCAUGAGCGCAAGACAUUCAUUGAGCCAAGCUGUUUCUCAUUUGCUAAAAUAGACUUCAUUAAAUCAAAGUUUGUCUUCGAGGGCUUCUCUGAUUGGUCCAAAACCAUGGACUUGGUUUCCCAAGAUGUUCUACUUCAUGACACCAGGAAUGAAGGUUAGUUACAUACUUGUAGUUGCACAUGUACUUUUAUUGAAGGUGGCCAAAAACUGAUUUGCAGUUAGGGAGAGGGGGGGGGUUCGUGGGAAUGUUGGAGAAGUUCUCAAGUACCGAAAAGCUACAAUGGUGAUUUGGAAAGUUGUUUUCCGUAGUGCUAACUUGUACGGUUUAGAUUUUAGAAUUUUUAAUUUUUAAGAUCUCCUAACUUUUCCAACCGCAGCUCAUGUAGUUGUGUUGUUCUGUCCAUAGCCUAUCGAAGGGGAGAUGGCUGUGAGACUCAUUAGAAUGACAAUAUAACUCGUUAUCUAUGUUGGUUAAUAUCUGUUGUCACCAUACUUACCCGUGUGGAUGGUUAGGUGCAGAGGUGGUCAGCUAAUGAUCUCCGGAUUUGAGUUACUUGGAUUCAGGUCCGAAUCACGUGGACCUGUCCAUUCAGGACCUGACCACCGAACGUCUGCACCUUAUCACACCGAACUUAGUUCGAUGGAAAUUAAAUCGAAAAUCCAUUGUAGUCAUGAGCAGAUUACUAUUGCAGUUGGCUACGAAUUAGCUAAUGACCCGAGAGUCUGCUUGGCGCACUCUAUAUCCGAUAUCCUGAGGGCACAUGUCGUACCCAGACUGCGCGCGGUUCCUAUGAUAUUAACCUUGGUUACUAUGUAACCUCAUUCAACGUUUAUUCAUAAAUCUGGUCCUUCACCGUCACGUGUGCAUUCUAUUUUUACCCAACUAACCAAUAGCAAUGUUUUAGGAAAGUCACGUAUCCGUGACUCGAACAAUAGGGAAACUGGAAAUUGCUAUUGGUGGAUUUGGCAGAAAUACAAUACACACGUGACGGUGAAGGACCAUAUUUUUAUGAAUAAACGUUGACUAACACAGAUAAUGAGUUAUAUUGUUAUUCUAAUGAGUUUCACAGCCAUCUCCCCCUUCGAUAGGCCAUGUUCUGUCUUAAUUUAAAGUUCCCAGUUGCUGGUGACGACAAGCAUACUCGACCGAGUUCAUGUGCAAUCUUUUAACCAUAUUCUUUUUGGUUGUAUUCUGCUAUCGCAAAGUCUUUAUUAACUGGUGACCCUUGGUGGGUCCCUAAGGAGAAAGGUUUUGAUGAAACUAGCUAUUCGAAUGGAAAGGAAUGUUUUCAAUAUUUUCAUUUCUUAUAGGAUCAAACGAUCGUUAUUUUAAAGAAGUGCUCCGUCCUGGCAAGCGGCUAGCAGUCAGUCAAACAGGGAGACGUGACAAUGCUCUUAUGUUUGAAGUUCAUUAUCGUGACAGCCCAACGAGAACAAGCAUGACAUUUAUAUUCAAUAACAGUCGCAUCACUCUGUUGCUUGACGCCAUUUUGGAUAUCUACAACUUCAUCAUGAACAAUUGGGACAGACCUAGUCAAGGUAUGGUAACUAAUGUUUGUGGGUGGUAGUGUAGGGGAAAUAUUGUAUUUAGUAUUUACUCUAUUCACCCCCACCCCACCCAACCCCACCCCACCCUCUGUUAAUUGAAUCAGUUUCAAUAUACACGCGUAAAAAUCAUCAUGUUGAUGCAAGUUGUUCAAAACAGGAGUGAACAAUGUUGUGCUGCACCCCGUGAACAAUAUUGUCAACAAGUUGUUGAACCAUCAGUAUUGUUGCAACUUGUUGACAAUCAUGUUAACAACUUGCAACAGUACUGAUGGUUGAACAACUUGUUAACAAUAUUGUUCACGGGGUGCAGCACAACAUUGUUCGCUCCUGUUUUGAACAACGCCGAACAACCUGAUCAAUUUUUACCCGUGUAUGUAUAGCGAAAUACGAACCCUAUAUGGUAUGCACAGAUAAGACUGAAUCUAAAGAUGCACUUAUUUGAACUGAUGAAUUUUUAAUGAGAAGAUUGUAUUGAAAUUUUUCUUCACAUUUCUGUCUGGGACGAUUCUGUAAAUUGAUAAAUUUUUAAAGAACGUGAAAAUCUAUUUAACCAUCAGCCUCUACCCACACUUCUACCGUCUGAGCUUUUUUUAACCCCCUGUUUAGAACCACUGGGGAAAAUAAGAUCUAAGGGGGCUAAAUAGAGCACAUAUGGUCGCUGAAAAGAAGGCGAGCAAAGGGCAUUGAACCAUUUCUUUAAUACUUAGGAAAGGAAUUUGUUUAGCUCCUUCUAUUGACGCAUCCCUCUCCCAUCUCAACAUAGCAACACUUAUUGUAUAUCCUUACUAUAGAUUUAUUAAUUGUCCUCAAAAUUUAGCGUGACGUUUUGUUCAUAUUUGCAUUUACAUUUCCACUCGAUAAUUUCCAUCUACAAUUAGACCCUUCAACUAUUAUUCAAUCGAGUGAGAUGCUAACAAAAUCUUGAUAUUUACCCAUAACCUAUACAUGGCAGUACCCUAAUAUAUAUACAUGAACUUGUGGUUAGAGCUCGACUACUGGCUUCUGUAGCUCAGUUGGUUAGAGCGCUGCAUCAGAAUCGCAGGGCCGCACGUUCGAUUCCUACCAGAGACCUAAAGUUGCAUUUUUCGCAACUGUUCCUGGUUAAAGUGCACCUGACCUCAAUUCUUUUUAUAAUUUCAUUCUGAAGAACUUCUGAAAUUAUAUAAUAACUUAUUUUGAAGAUUUUCGUUUGCACACUUUGUCUCUGAGUUAUUUCAGUUUUAUUGAUAUGCAGAUGUCCGGAAUUUACGUCACAAAUGCAUAAUGACUUAAAGUAAAAGCUUGUAUAUCGCAUUCACUAUCGAGUUUAAAUCAUUAAAAUCCAUAGUGACGUUGUGGGAGGAUUACAUAUACCUAUGUAAAACACCAUUUAGCCUUUUUAUUUCAUGAUAUUUAACUGUACCUUAUUCUUUGAUCGGUCAUUAUUCACAUGUGACGUAAAUUCCGGACAUCUGCAUAUCAAUAAAACUGAAAUAACUCAGAGACAAAGUGUGCAAACGAAAAUCUUCAAAAUAAGUUAUUAUAUAAUAUCAGAAGUUCUUCAGAAUGAAAUUAUAAAAAGAAAUGAGGUCAGGAGCACUUUAAGUCUAAUAAAUCUAUAUAAAUUUCCACUCGAUAACUUCCGUCUACAAGAUUUUUAAACUAAUCAAUUGGCCUUCUUUCCAGCGAGCUUCCUCUUAAAUGUAACUGAAAUAAGUAAGCCCCAUAUUUACUCGUGGAAGGGGUAUUUUGUGAAUUUAGAUAAAAAUGAACAGGCUGUGGCAACCAAACAACAAUCUACCGAUGAAACAACUGAAAACGGCAGCAUUCAACAGGCGGAUCAACAACCUGAAAACAAGAACCAGGUCACUGUUCUGGUCAUAUUAAAACAAUUAUCGUAACGAUUUAUCGUAACAAAUUUUAUGAAUUAUCACAAGAGAUUUUUGAACAAUUAUCGUAACUUGUUAUAUAAAUUAUCGUAAGAAAUUAUAUGAUUUAUCAUAAGAGAUUUUUGUUAAAACGUUUUGUGUUUUUUGUUUUCCCUUAUAUUUUUUUCUUUUCCGUUUUUUACAGAAAUCGUUUGAAAUGAAAGUGAAUGUAUCUGGUUCAGAAUUUGUUGCACUUCAAAAUGUAGAUGUCGAGGAUACUGAUGCCGUUAUACUCAGAGUAAGUGUUGUACCGUGGUUCCAGAGGCACUUAAACAACAGCGAAGCAAAAGAAACUAUAGAUGACGGAAAAGCUUCUGGUCAAAUCGAUUGCGAAUUUUAUUUCCAUACUUGAUGGUUCAGAAUCGCACUACAUAUUUAACAGGCUAACUACAUCAGUUAAUAAAAACUGCUAUAUUUUUAUUAGCAUGAAAAAGUAAAUCUAUAAACUUUUAGUACUAUUUAAAACACUAGCUGAUCUAUCAGAUUUUUAAAACACGAGGCGACAGUCGAGGAUCUUAUAUCUGAUAAAGCACGGGUGGCAAACGACUCAUCUUAUGAGUUCAUUGGCGAAGUAAUUUUAAAAGACAACUUUGUCUAAGCCGAGAAAAUCAAAGCUAAAGUUUAUGUAAAUUAACAUGAUUUUUUAUCACAUAUAAAACCACGACACAGUAGUGAUUUAUUUUGUCGUUUCCUCAUGAAUUAUUGAUAUUUUCCUCAUGAAUUAUUGAUAUUUUUAAAGUUUAAUAAAAAUGAGACUUGUGCUGUUAAAAAAUGCUUCAUAAUUUGCUUCGCAUUAAAAGCGUUGACGUUCACAUCAUAAAACAUCACGUAUCUUUCAAUUUCAUAGAUGACAGCUGUCCUGGCUUGGCGUCCGCAUUACAAAUCGCAAAAGCCACUGUCGUGUAGUGUCCAGAGCCUGGAAAUCUUCUCAUGUAACUUGUCAUGCGAGGACGACACUGCUUUAUCUAUCAUCGAUCCAAUGGCGGGUCUUAUUGAACUCAACGCUGCAGAAAGACUUCACAAAAGAAAAACGCAAGGCCUACUUGAUGCUACCCUCGAAUCCCUGCCCAGUCUUGAGGUUAUUAUUAUUAUAUUUAUUAAACUUAAAUGGUAACCCUUCUAGGUUUUUAACGUAAAUUAUUGCAACGAAAUAAUUAUUCUUCUUUUCCAUAAAAUAAUUCGUUUUAGGUGACAUUGAAUUCUCUUAAUAUGAGAAUAUCUUAUCAUGACUACAAGUUGUUCCAGAGGAUCGCGGAGUCGCUGUCUAAGCAAUUGUCUAAAGCUAUAAAAAAGGAGAGGGCUGGAUCCGAACCAAAGGUCGAGGAAGUUGAAAGUAACCCGUAUGUUCAUGGUAAGUUUAUUGUUCACUUCACUGAAUAUGCAAAAAUUGAACUGGAUUAGAUUUUUUAAUUCAAAUUUUAGUUUUGUUUUGUUUUGUUUUACACCAGAGCUUGAUAUAGCUCUACUAAACUGGAUAUAGCUCUAUCGGUUCCGAAUGUUUUCCCAGAGGUCCAUUACUAGACACCCCUUCGGCUUUAGUGUUACUACAAGAGGAAACUAAACUGUAAGCAAAGAAAAUUAAACUAAACUGGUGGCAAAGAAAAUUUAAAGCUCUCAUCAACGCGCAAUCAUCACUUGCACAAAGCUUAAGUAUUAAACGAUAUUUGUCUCGCUUAUUUUCAGGUCCAUCACUCAAACGCUUACAAGAACUUGGCUUUGAUGAAAGUGAUUGUGUCAGAGCAUUAGAUGCGUGUCGCGGUGACGUUGAGUCAGCGGCUACGUGGUUGCUUCUUAAUGCUAAACCUUCCCGACCGGCCGAACAGCUUACUGGGACUGAAAACAAGAGCAAGCUCUCGGGUUUUGAGGUAAUUUAUAAACUAAACUAAACUUAACUUAACUAAACAAAAGCAAGUAAACGACAGCAAAUCGUAUGGCUUUUAAAAUUUUAUCGCAACUAAUUGAAAUUCAGUGUAUUCUUGAUAAAUUCUGGACAUCAUUUCGAUCUUGAAAAUAGAUCUUAUUUCAACAUGGCUGCCGAAUAAAUAUUCUUUUAUGUUAUAAAUUAAGCCCGUAUGUAUUUUUGUCAAUAUGAUCUACGUUAAACCAUAGCCUAUCGAAGAGAAGAUGGCUGUGAAACUCAUUAGAAUUACAACAUAGCUGAUUAUCUAUGUUAGUCAACGUUUAUUCAUAAAUCUGGUCCUUCACCAUCACGUGUGUGCGGUAUUAUAUAUAUAUAUAUAUUUGCCUAACUAAUCAAUAGCAAUGUUUUAUAGGAAAGUUACUCCGUGACUUGAACAAUAGAGUGAAUUGGAAAUUGCUAUUGAUGGAUUUGACCAAAAUACAAUACACACGUGACGGCGAAAGACCUUAUUUAUGAAUAAACGUUGACUAACAUAUAGAUAAUGAGUUAUAUUAUGAUAGAGUUUCACAGCUAUCUUCCCUUCGAUAGGCUAUACGAGUAAACUAAAUAAAAUGAAUAACUUUCUUUCCUUUAAUUGAGGCUUUUCGCUUUUUACGGUUUUAUCUUCCAUUUUGUUUCUGCAAAAUCAAAAAUAUUUGUGGUCCCGUGGUCUGUUAUAUUGUGCAUCCCUGGAGAAGAAUAGUUCCAGUUUGGCUCCACCAAACAGCGAGCAUGGUAUAAGAUUCAAUGACCUGGAAAAUACAAAAAAGAACUUCGAAGUUUGGAAAAAGUUAUUUUCGUAUUUUUCAAGUGGUUGAAUCUUCUACGGUGUGUUCGCUGUUUUAGAGUCAAAGUGGAAUCACUCUUCUCACGUGCGACUGAAGUGAAGUAUCAUCAGACAACUGUUUAUUGCAAACAUCAAAUUUCGACCAAGGGGUCAAAGAAAGGCAUGUAAUAACUACUUUGCCAUCAACACUCCUGGAUUCGCUCACACAAAACGAUUUUUUUCGGAAGACUGGUAUUUUGAAGGUCGAGUAUGACUUAGUGUUUGUAUAAUUUCUUGUAUUUUAGAUUCGUGCAAAUUCUAUCUGUGUGUGUCUGAUUGAUGAUUGCGGAGACAACGAUGUUCCUCUUGUAGAACUUCUGUUACAAAGUAAGUAAAUCUUGCACAGUUAUAAACUUAUGAUACACGUGAAGUUAAGGAGACUGUUCGUCCAUUAGAACACUCUAAAUUUAUUGGUGUUGAUAACAGGUUGUUGAAACAGCAUUGAUAUACUGUAAUGCUUGUGAUGUUAUUCUGAGUAUAUAUCCACACCGGGCAAGCUUGAAAAAUAUGCCUGACCACGGUGGGAAUCGAACCUACGACCUUUGGAAUACUAGCCCAAUGCUCUGCCAACUGAGCUACGCGGUCUGGUCGGUUCGAGCAUGUGAUACUUCGAUUCCCACCGUGGUCAGGCAUAUUUUUCAAGCUUGCCCGGUGUGGAUAUACACUCAGAGUAACAUCACAAGCAUCAUAUUCACCUGAGUACAUUACACCAACAAAGAAAAAAUCAUGAUUAUUAGAUUACAUUGAUAUCGAAGGAACUAGAUUCUUUUCCGAAUUAUCACAUGCCCGAACCGACCAGACCGCGUAGCUCAGUUGGCAGAGCAUUGGGCUAGUAUUCCAAAGGUCGUAGGUUCGAUUCCCACCAUGGUCAGGCAUAUUUUUCAAGCUUGCCCGGUGUGGAUAUACACUCAGAGUAACAUCACAAGCAUAAUAUUCACCUGAGUACAUUACACCAAUACAGAAAAAAUCAGCAUUGAUAUAAGUUGGUUUGUUAUACAAGUUGUGCGUUUUCAUGUGUGUUGUUAUUUUACCUGACGAUGAAAUGUUUCUUAUUCCUAGAUCUGUAUUUCUGGUAUGAACUUCAUGGUGUUAGUGAUAGUUCCGCUCAAUGUACGCUUUCCUCUGACUACUAUAAUCGCAGUGUAUCAGGAUGGGAACCUUUGGUGGAACCUUGGAAGUAAGUUGAACUAAACUAAACUAACUUUAUUUGUACUAGAUAGCUCUGUCUGUCCUAAAUUUUAAUUGUUCUACCUAGGUGUCCACUGGCGCCAGCCUUUAUUCGUCGAGUAUUACUAGUUAAACUAACUUGCACUGGAUAACGCCAUUAGUUCUGAAAUAUUCUUCCUAGAGGUCCAGUAAGGGCUGUUUUCAAUGCUCCAGUUAACAAAACCAUCGAUAUCUUAUAUACACUAGAUGAUAGCGCAUCUCUUUUAGUAAAAUUGAAGCCAAGAAUAUUCCAGCGGUUAUCCCCAUUUCAAUAGAUGGCGGCCAUGUUGGUCGUUCCCACUUGCUAAUAAACGCUUAAAAACAACAAUAACUUUCAUCAUUUGAAUAGUUUAAAAACGUAUUUGGAAUAGGGUUAACUUAAUGUUUAAGUUCCCUGUUUAAGAAAUAGAAAACAUACGAAUCUUCUCAUUUCAUGGGAACGACCUAAGACUGCAAUCACGGCUUCAAUUUUUGAAAUGCAGAAUAAUUAGAAGCACUAUCUAGUGAAUAUAAGAUAUCUAUGAACAAAACAUGUCAUGUUUUUAUUUUUUUAAGAUGUCAAGUUCACUGGCAAAAACAGAGAAGAACCUUAAAUACUCCCGAAAAUUUGCUUGUAAAAGUUGAUGGUAAGUUAGCGUAUUGAGGCAAAGUAUGAUUUUAUAGUAUUACAGUUUAUCUACUGUAGUUCUAACGUUUUGAAUAGCUGGAGGGUGAGUAGUCACAGAGUAAGAUACGAAAUUAACCCUUCAGCUAUUCAAAAACUGCACUGACACUCAAGAGAAGCUCAGAUUGAACUUCCACUCUUUGAGACUGUGAGUGAGCUUUUGGAAUACAGGCGUUUGCCUUCAACAGGCUUAUAAAUAAGUGAAUGCUUUGGGCCGGUAUUGAGAGCCAAAACCACGAGUUGAAAGGCUGGUUUUUGUGGCGCGGUCGUCAAAGCAAGUGUCAAACGUUUUCUAACCAUUUUCUUCUAUUCCAGCCGCAGACCGUCUCGACCUAAAUAUCACGAGCUCUCUCAUUGCUAUGAUACAAAACACGCUGAAGAACUGGUCUGAAGAUUACUAUGGCCCAGCCUUCCUGGACUCAUCGCCCAGCAAGCGGGAUCCAGGCCCUCAGCAAGAUGAUGUGCCGUCAGAAUCGAGCUCAACGGAAGUUGUUGCUGCCGGGCAUUUCAGAAAGCGAGCGCCGUUUGUACCGUUCUUGCUACGAAACGAAACAGGUAGGAUAAACCGUUAGUUUUUCUUGAACAAAAAUGACCAAUAGGUUGACUAGCUAACUAAUUGUAUUUACUUGAUACCUCUACCAGUUCUAAUAUGUCUAGGUGUAAACUAAUAUGUCUAGGUGUCCAGUAAAGAUCUCAAAGUCAUUAGUAAUUCAUGAGUCCUAGCAUUGGAUCGAAGUUGAUUCAGUCCUUGGUUGGAUUUUAAGUAUGGAUAAUAAAAUAAAUGGAUAGGAAACUAGCUGACGUGACCUACUGGACUGAUGACCACUGGACUGAUGGCGUGUUUGGAUGCCUCAACCUAGUUGAAAACCAAAUUCUCAGAAACGGCAUGUUUAGCAAUAAUACAGCUAAACAUUUCAGUCCAAGAGCAAAUAAAUAUAACCACGCCAUUCUACGAUUAAAACUAUAAAACGAUUAAGUAUUCCCAGUCAAUUUUAGCAAAUAUUUCAAGCACUAAAUAGUGAAAACUACAUCGCAAAUUCCGUUAAAAUUUGUGACGCCAAUUUCGUAGCUACAAAUGUAAAAAAAUACAAAACAAAGACGAAAAACAUUUACCUUGAAUACUUUGUCGUGACUUAGGCAUGUUUUUAAAACAAUUAGACUAGUUUAUGCUUCAAUAUCACCCUUUUAAAGUGGAAAAUAUAGCAAAACAACAAAAAUGCCGAGAACUUUGGUAAUAUUCGCAACACGCGUGACGUCACGUUUUUUCAACAAGGUUGCGGCCAAUGACGUCAGAAGUUUCCUAUCCAUUUAUUUUAUUAUCCAUGCUUUAAGUAGUGAUUAUUUAUUCGUAUGAGAUCCAAAUCCUCCAAUGUAUGAUUCCAGCUAUCAGACUAAAUUUUGAUCUAGGCAAGAAGAACAAAAUCCAUCACCACAGCUAGGAAGAGCAUGUUAAAAUUAGUAAAAUUGCAAAGCUUGGUGGCAAAAUGUUGUAAAUUUUACUAACUUUUUAACAUGCUCUUUCUAGCUGUGGUGAUGGAUUUUGUUCUUCUUGCCUAGAUCAAAAUUUAGUCUGUAGCUGGAAUUGCCCAUUCCGUCUGGCUAGAUUCCAUUCUGUCUUUCUUUCAGGUUGUUCCUUGCAUUUCGCAACGGUGACGUCAUCACCUUCGAAGGUUGUCAUGACAACGACAGGUCUGGUAUUCUCAGGACGUGUACAUAACUCGAACAUCAGUGAUUCGUCGAAGAAACUCUCUGAAUGGCGAGAAUUGUUACCUGGGGACGAAGUUCCCUUCGAGUUCAAGCAAUCACGUGAAAAACAAAGACACAAGGUGCGUUGAACAUGUUUAGAGAUUAAUUUAUUGUUGGUCCAGUAUUACCACAGGAGGAACUAUUUCUAUUUAAACUCAAUAGCUAUAUCAGAUCUAAACUUAUUAGUUUUGUGGUAGAAGGAAAUCGAAAUACUUGGAGAAAAUCUGCACGGUUUGGUAGAGGCAAAGUGGAAGCAUUCUUAUACAUGUGACUGAGAUGAAAUUAUUGUCAGACAACAACUCCACAUCGCAGGAAUCGAAUUCCCAUACCCGAGUUGUAAGAGAAAUAAGGGUUGUUUACCAUUUACAUGGAAAUUCCGGUGAUUCCAUACGGAAAGUAAAUGGAACAAGCAUAUUUCGACGGCCCAACCGGAACUUUUCCGGAAUGAACGGUUUGUUUGAAAAGGUUGUCCUCUCUUACCGUUUGGAACGUUUCAACCAGUGAAUUUUGUUCCAUUUACAUUUUUUAAUUUUUUUUCACCAGUUCCAGGCUCUUCGCGAUUUAAUUCAAACCGAAUAGGUUUUCCAUGUAAAUGGUAAACAAUCCUUUAGUGCCUUCCGGUCACUCACUCUAAAUGGAAAGCGCAUAAUCCGAAUGGGAUUUUCUAUCCGAAAUUUUGCUUACCAUUAGCACAAUUUCAAAUCGGAUGGGUUUUCCAUGUAAAUGGUAAACAACCAAGAACCUAGAUUUUUCCAAGCCUAAACAGGUUCUUGACUAGGUUUUAUUUUCCUGUUUUCAGUAGGUAAGAUAUAAUUUUAAUUUAUAGACAUACACAAUGUAUCUCCAAAAUAACAGUACUUCCAUUACUUGAUAUGGCAAAUAUGCUAUUUUCAUUGGUUCGUAAAGAUUUAGUUUGGACUCUGUUUGUAAAAAUAAGAAACUUCUUUAAAAUUCUAACAUUCACCAACCGCUCUGUGACUACCUUCAAUUCAAUUUUCAACAACUAUAGACAUUCUUUCUUGCAGGAAACUCACGAGUUAAAGGUUCAUCAACUCGUUGUUCAGCUGGAAGGUUGGGAACAAGUCUCGCCAGUCUCCGUGGAUAAAGUUGGCGCGUUCUUCAGACAAGCUAUGCCAGCAAAAGGCGGUAGCAAGGUUAGUUACAUGGAAUAUAAUACCGUUUAGUUAUAUAGCAAAACCCAACACUGUAUUUUUAUUAUAUUAUUUUCACACCGAUAAUGGUACAGUAAUAGAGUUAAAAUACCUCGGGGUUCGCUGGUUCAAGGUAUUUACCUGUGUCACACAGUUACUCGAAUGGCAAUUUUGCCCCGUACUUGAGAUGGUACAUUUCAUGCCAGUCUACAUGACCAUCAUUUUGGGUAGGGCACGUGCCAAAAUUUAAACGCGCCGUGCCCGAAAUGAAUAUGGCGCUUAAGCAUGUAGAACGGCAACACGACGGCGACGGCAACCAAUACAAUGAGUCAAUGAAAAGAUGUAAAUAAUUAAAGUCCCAGGGGAGUUUCAAACGUAUAUAUAGCCUAGUUGUCGCUCUGUUACAACGGCAAAUCACAGAUUUUCGCGUCUUUUAUACAACGCCUGCAUUUCAAGCCAUCACAAGUGCAACUUGAAAUUCGGUUCAGUAGAACUCUUUCCAAACAUAAAGCCAAUGUUUUCAACUUCUUAUACUGUAUUAAAUUCAUACAAAUUAUAAUAUACAACAAGUUUUCUUUACAAUCAUUUAUUUGAAGGAAUUUGUUUUGGCCGUCGUCGCCGUCCUACAUGCUUAAGCUCCCUAAUGUCGUGUAAACGGGCCUUCACACGACACUUGUGCGAUUUCCUUCUUCUAAUGGAUAUGAACGAGUAAAUAUGUUAUGAAUGUUCAGAUGAGGGAACACGUACUUGAAACAUUCAUAACUCAAUUACUCGUUCACAUGCGUUAGAAGAGGAAUAUCACAAAGUCACUCUUUCUGAAAGAUUUUUAUUCAGUAACCUAAAACUCCGCUUGGAAAAUGGCUGGUCGUAUGGUACCAGAAAAAUGUAAGUACGCAGAUACCGACAGUACAUGCGUACCUAUACGUGGUACUUGGUUAAAAACAAAGAAGUACCAAACUUUAAUAUUGCCAUACCGCUUGUACAUAAGUACCGCUUGUACAUAAGGUUAUUUUUGUUACCUCUAUUUUGCAUUCUUUUGCAAUAAGCACUAAUUUUAAAUUUGUUUUCCAGUCAGUUCGUUUGAAUCCAGCGAGGGUUGUGUUUGAUAUCAAACUAGAAAAUGGAGCUCAGAAAGUCGUCACUGUCAAAUCUGCCUUGGUCUUGAAAAACAAGACAGACUUUCCUCUAGAAGUAAAACUAGAGUUGCCAAAAGGUAUUGUGCUGGCUACUACUUUAACAAUUGUGCUGAUCACUCCCCGCAUGAUCAAUGAUAGUUUAUUUAGAUAUAUCAUUGCAGCCAAAAUGGCUGAAUUGUAUGUAAAUUUACAUGAUAUAAAAGUUAAAAGUGAUUACAAUAUAGUGAUAUGCUAAUUUUACAUGUAAUAUCCAACAACUAAAUAUAUCAGGAUUAUAAAGUUUUCCUGCUUGAAUUACUAAAUAUAAAACUAUUUUUUGUCUAUAAGUUCUUUGAAUGUUUGCAUGGCGAUAAAAUAUAAUUGUUUUUGUUUGUGGAAACACCACGUAAAUUUAUUACUGCAAAGCUUUCGAUCCGUAAGCCCGGAUCUUCAUCAGUGCUAAUAAUAUGUGACUUGUUGACAACAAGGUUGUUCCUAAAGGAUUACGCAUCUCAACGCAAUAUCAUACUAAGUAUGCGCGAAAGAUCUUGAUGAAAGCCGAGUUGGCAUUAGUAAGAGAACGAAUUGCUUGGACUCGUAGACAGUUAUGCAGAGUGGAUGACGUAUUUUAUCUUUGAAUGAAGAAUUGUGGAUGACUUUAAAUGAAGAACAUUAUGCGACAGCUAAAAGAAUGAUCUCUGCGUCUUCUACGAAAACUUUCAACAAAGCACGUUCCACUCAGAUUGCCAAAUUCACAAAAUUGACGUCCUUUGGUCGGACGCAUCGCAGACAAGAAGAUUUGGCCAGUCAUCCACUACAACGCACCGUUAUCAAUAUGAGUGCUAGAAGACUUACGCCGGUUGAAGAAGAUGUCUUGGCUCUUGGAUUAAAUUUCGCUGUGGUACCCCGUGUUCUUCCUAAAGAAGAAUUCGUACAACGUUUGGAACCGAAGUUAUACCACAUGACGAACGAUGAAGCUAGUAACAUCCGCGUCCAAAUCACCGAGGUUCUACGACGUGCAACGCUUCCAGCUUCGAAUUUAACCAAGAAUAAGAAGGAUGCAUUGAAAAACUUAAGAGCAGAUUAG
This is a messenger RNA of Paramuricea clavata, 17993 nucleotides long. NCBI's taxonomy places the organism in Eukaryota, Metazoa, Cnidaria, Anthozoa, Malacalcyonacea, Plexauridae. The record is from the annotation of a GenBank genome assembly.